AUGGCAGGGACUACGGGGGCCUGGGAUGGCAGGGACUACGGGGGCCUGGGAUGGCAGGGACUACGGGGGCCUGGGAUGGCAGGGACUACGGGGGACUACGGGGGCCAGGGAUGGCAGGGACUACGGGGGCCUGGGAUGGCAGGGACUAAGGGGGCCUGGGAUGGCAGGGACUACGGGGGCCUGGGAUGGCAGGGACUACGGGGGCCAGGGAUGGCAGGGACUACGGGGGUCAGGGAUGGCAGGGACUACGGGGGCCUGGGAUGGCAGAGACUACGGGGGCCAGGGAUGGCAGGGACUACGGGGGCCUGGGAUGGCAGAGACUACGGGGGCCAGGGAUGGCCGGGACUACGGGGGCCAGAGAUGGCAGGGACUACGGGGGCCUGGGAUGGUAGGGACUACGGGGGCAUGGGAUGGCAGGGACUACGGGGGCCAGGGAUGGCAGGGACUACGGGGGCCAGGGAUGGCAGGGACUACGGGGGCCUGGGAUGGCAGGGACUACGGGGGCCUGGGAUGGCAGGGACUACGGGGGCCUGGGAUGGCAGGGACUACGGGGGCCAGAGAUGGCAGGGACUACGGGGGCCUGGGAUGGCAGGGACUACGGGGGCCUACGGGGGCCAGGGAUGGCAGGGACUACGGGGGCCUGGGAUGGCAGGGACUACGGAGGCCUGGGAUGGCAGGGACUACGGGGGCCUGGGAUGGCAGGGACUACGGGGGCCUGGGAUGGCAGGGACUACGGGGGACUGGGAUGGCAGGGACUACGGGGGCCUGGGAUGGCAGGGACUACGGGGGCCUGGGAUGGCAGGGACUACGGGGGCCUGGGAUGGCAGGGACUACGGGGGCCUGGGAUGGCAGGGACUACGGGGGACUGGGAUGGCAGGGACUACGGGGGCCUGGGAUGGCAGGGACUACAGGGGCCUGGGAUGGCAGGGACUACGGGGGCCUGGGAUGGCAGGGACUACGGGGGCCUGGGAUGGCAGAGACUACGGGGGCCUGGGAUGGCAGGGACUACGGGGGCCUGGGAUGGCAGGGACUACGGGGGCCUGGGAUGGCAAGGACUACGGGGGCCUGGGAUGGAGGGACUACGGGGGCCUGGGAUGGCAGGGACUACGGGGGACUGGGAUGGCAGGGACUACGGGGGCCUGGGAUGGCCGGGACUACGGGGGCCUGGGAUGGCAGGGACUACGGGGGCCUGGGAUGGCCGGGACUACGGGGGCCAGGGAUGGAGGGACUACGGGGGCCAGGGAUGGGAGGGACUACGGGGGCCUGAGAUGGCAGGGACUACGGGGGCCUGGGAUGGCAGGGACUACGGGGGCCUGGGAUGGCAGGGACUACGGGGGCCAGGGAUGGAGGGACUACGGGGGCCUGGGAUGGCAGAGACUACGGGGGCCUGGGAUGGCAGGGACUACGGGGGCCUGGGAUGGCAGGGACUACGGGGGCCAGGGAUGGCAGGGACUACGGGGGCCUGGGAUGGCAGGGACUACGGGGGCCUGGGAUGGCAGGGACUACGGGGGCCAGGGAUGGCAGGGACUACGGGGGCCUGGGAUGGCAGGGACUACGGGCGCCUGGAAUGGCAGGGACUACGGGGGCCUGGGAUGGCAGGGACUACGGGGGCCUGGGAUGGAGGGACUACGGGGGCCUGGGAUGGCAGGGACUACGGGGGCCUGGGAUGGCAGGGACUACGGGGGCCUGGGAUGGCAGGGACUACGGGGGCCCGGGAUGGAGGGACUACGGGGGCCUGGGAUGGCAGGGACUACGGGGGCCAGGGAUGGCCGGGACUACGGGGGCCUGGGAUGGAGGGACUACGGGGGCCAGGGAUGGCAGGGACUACGGGGGCCUGGGAUGUUAGUAUUGUUUGUCUGCGGAAUAGCAAUUCUGCAGACAUUCAGCUUCAGCAAUGAAGCUGAAUAA
Molecule: messenger RNA, 1908 nt
Organism: Procambarus clarkii (red swamp crayfish)
Lineage: Eukaryota; Metazoa; Arthropoda; Malacostraca; Decapoda; Cambaridae
Source: RefSeq, a predicted model, not a curated record